UUGGCACCACAGUCACUCUGCUGUACACCUUGACACGCUCAACCAUUCAGGUCUCUGCUUGACCUCUUCAGCCAGAAUGGAUCCUGUGUACGAGAAUGAGAUUCAGUCAUCAGGUGAAUAUGACCUGACGUACGAGACGCCAUACGCUGAGCCCUCAGACCUGACAGCAGAGUACGAAAACACUGGGACUCGACGAGUACCGACUCCCCCUUCUCUCCCACCACCUCACCAUCCCACGGAGGAGAGGAGAGGCAGUUCCUCCUCUUCCUCAUCCUCCUCAUCUUCCUCAUCUUCCUCACAUGCCGAAGAUGAAGAGAAAGGGGAGAAUGAGGACUUGAAUAGGGAGGAGGAGAAAGAGGAAGAGGUGAUGACAAUGGUGGAGGAGAGCAACAAAGAGAUGAAUUGGGAGAGGGGGUCUCCACAGGCAGAGGAGGACAGGGGGAACUCAUCACGCAGGUCCUCAUCUUCGUCAUCAUCGUCUUCAUCAGCCUCUGAGAAGCAGGAACCUGAGGAGAAGCCAGAGCCUGAUAAGGACGGACCUACAGUACAACUUUUUAUUAAGGCUGGGAGUGACGGAGAGAGCAUCGGAAACUGUCCCUUCUCUCAGCGCCUUUUUAUGAUCCUCUGGCUGAAAGGUGUAGUCUUCAAUGUCACCACUGUCGACCUGAAGAGGAAACCGGCUGACCUGCACAACCUGGCCCCAGGGACACACCCGCCCUUCCUCACCUUCCAGGGGGAGGUUCUCACUGACGUCAACAAAGUAGAGGAGUAUCUGGAGGAGAUGCUGGCUCCACCAAAGUAUCCCAAACUUGUAGCAAAGAAUCGGGAAUCAAACACAGCAGGAAAUGACAUAUUUGCCAAGUUCUCCGCUUACGUCAAAAACACAAGACCGGAUAAAAAUCGAGCUUUAGAGCAGAGUCUAAACAAGUCUCUGGCCAAGCUGGAUGAGUAUCUGAUGAGCGCACUACCUGACGAGGUUCAGGCGGGACACCACAUGGGUGAGGGAGAAUCCAAACGCAAAUACCUGGACGGAGACGAACUGACGCUGGCUGACUGCAACCUUCUGCCCAAACUUCAUGUUGUCAAGGUGGUUGCGAAGAAAUACCGGAACUAUGACAUCCCAUCUGAAUUCAAAGGGGUGUGGCGUUACCUUGGCAACGCCUACAACCGAGAUGAGUUCACCAACACGUGCGCAGCCGAUGUGGAAAUCGAGCUAGCCUAUAAGGACGUUGCUAAGAGGUUGGGAAAGUGAAUGCAUCACUAACACAGUCACUGUUGUACCUUUAUCUCCUUUUAGAAAAUCUACUAAAUCAUACUUCUGACACACAGCAUACACACUCUUUACAAAGCAUGUGUCGUUUGUAACACCAAUGUGCUGAAAUGUGGUUAAAUGUAGUACAGUGGUGUGGUGUCUCAAAGAAAAGACUAAUGAUUUGUCUUUUUUUUUUUUUAAGUUGCUAAGUAGCAUCUCAAGUCUUAUGCCUCUGUAA
Molecule: messenger RNA, 1490 nt
Organism: Sander lucioperca (pikeperch)
Lineage: Eukaryota; Metazoa; Chordata; Actinopteri; Perciformes; Percidae
Gene: clic5a
Product: chloride intracellular channel 5a
Exons: 6
Coding region: 77-1252 (391 amino acids)
Source: RefSeq, a predicted model, not a curated record